GAGUGGGGGGAAAGCAAAGCAAAGCAACCAUUCAUGCGGGCGUGGCAAUCGCGCCAUCCAUAUCGUUUUUCAUUCCAAUUAGGUGCCGAAUAAAUCUAACUGUGAUUUUGAAAAUGAAAUGAAACUAUAUACAUAUACAUAGGGGUGAGAGAGAGAGAUGAGUGUAUAGUUGGUGGCAAAGAUGAUGGGUGAAGAUCUGGGCAUCGAAGCCAAAGAGGCUGCUGUACGCGAGGUCGCAAAGCUCUUGCCUCUUCCCGAACUCUUGCAAUCCAUUUCAUCAAUCAAGGCCGACUACAUUACUCGUCAACAGGCAAAUGAUGCACAACUCAGUACAAUGGUUGCAGAACAGGUUGAGCAGGCACAAGCUGGGCUAGAAUCACUUUCCUUGUCUCAAAAGACAAUAAACCUUAUUCGUGAGAACUUCAUUUCUAUUGAAAAGCUGUGUCAAGAAUGCCAGACAUUAAUUGAAAAUCAUGAUCAGAUAAAGCUCCUUAGCAAUGCAAGGAAUAACUUGAACACAACUUUGAAGGAUGUGGAGGGGAUGAUGUCAAUUUCUGUUGAAGCAUCUGAGGCACAGGAUUCUUUGAGUGAUGAUAAGGAACUCACUAACACAUAUGAGAGGUUAACAGCUCUUGAUGGAAAGCGGAGGUUUGCAUUAGCAGCUGCAGCAUCUCACAAAGAAGAGGUUGGCAGACUAAGAGAAUAUUUUGAGGAUGUGGAUCGCACUUGGGAAACAUUUGAGAAGACAUUGUGGGGUCAUAUUUCCAACUUCUUCAAACUUGCCAAAGAAAGCCCACAAACUCUGGUUCGUGCUUUGAGGGUUGUUGAAAUGCAAGAAGUCUUUGAUCAGCAACUUGCAGAGGAAGCAGCUGAGGCUGAGGGAGCUGGAGCAAUGGCAACAGUUGCAAAUCCUCGUAGAAAUGCCAAAAAAUCUACCACUGCAAUGGUAUCUUCUAGGAACCUUAUACAGCAGAAAGUGAAAUCCCAAGGAAAAGGGUACAAGGAUAAAUGCUAUGAGCAAAUAAGCAAGACUGUUGAAGUCCGUUUUAACAAACUGCUGUCAGAGCUUGUAUUUGAGGACCUAAAAGCAGCUUUAGAGGAAGCUCGAACGAUUGGAGAAGAGCUUGGAGAUAUAUAUGACUAUGUGGCUCCUUGUUUUCCUCCAAGAUAUGAAAUAUUCCAGUUCUUGGUAAAUCUUUACACUGAGAGGUUCACUCAGUGGCUGAGACUGCUUAGUGACAGGGGAAAUGAUCUUACAAACAUUGAAAUUCUGAAGGUGACUGGUUGGGUGGUUGAAUACCAAGAUAAUCUGGUAAGCCUUGGUGUUGAUGAGUCGUUAGCUCAAGUUUGUUCCGAGAGUGGUGCAAUGGAUCCCCUUAUGAAUGCAUAUGUUGAAAGAAUGCAAGCUACAACAAGGAAAUGGUACUUGAAUAUCCUUGAGGCUGAUAAGGUACAGCCACCAAAGAAAACAGAAGAUGGGAAGCUAUAUACGCCUGCUGCUGUUGAUUUGUUUAGGAUCCUUGGCGAGCAAGUGCAAAUUGUUCGUGAAAAUAGCACCGAUGUCAUGCUGUACAGAAUUGCUUUGUCCAUUAUUCAGGUAAUGAUUGAUUUUCAAGCAGCUGAAAGGAAGACACUUGAAGAACCGGCUUCUGAAAUUGGUCUAGAACCUUUGUGUGCAUUGGUUAACAACAAUCUGCGUUGUUAUGAUCUUGCAAUGGAGUUGAGUAACAGCACUUUAGAAGCUCUUCCACAGAACUAUGCUGAACAGGUUAAUUUUGAAGACACUUGCAAAGGUUUCCUGGAGGUUGCAAAGGCUGUUAGGAACGAGAAUGAUUUGGAAAGCUUAAAUGUGAAACCUAAAUAUCGUAGCAUGAACUCGUUUUGGAAGUACUACUCAGGGGAAAAAGUAGCUCCAUAUCCAACUAUAUUCAUUGGUGGAAAUCAUGAAGCAUCUAAUCACCUGUGGGAACUAUUAGAUAUGAAGAUUGCAGUGGAAGGGUGUAUGCAUGGAGAUUUGGACAAUGUAUACGCAACUCUUUUGCAUUUGCAAGAAGUAGAGAACACGAAAAUCGACCUCCUUAUUUGCUGCGGUGACUUUCAGGGUCCUAUUGCUGGUUAUAGAAGUGUUUUGAGAACAUUUAUCUCAGCAUUUAUUGCAUCUUAUGAGAUCAGUCUUCAGAGCCAUAAGAUGCUACUGCCGCCUCCUGAUCCUUCGCAAUGCCAAAAAUCAAUGGAAACCUUUCCUCCAAAGGCACCUCUCCACAAAUGGUCUGAAGGGCAGGUUACAGAGUACCUAGUUGCAACAUUUGGUGAUUAUUUUACAGAUGUAAAAAUGUACAUUGAAGAAAGAUCAUUUAGGAGAUUUGUUGAAGCUUGUCUGGAAGAAACUGUAGUUGUUUAUGUCGAUCAUCUAAUUGCCCAGAAAAAUUACAUCAAGGAGGAAACAAUUGAACGAAUGAGGUUGGAUGAAGAAGUCCUCAUGGAUUUCUUCAGAGAGUAUAUUAAUAUUUCUAAAGUUGAAAACAGAGUGAGGAUUCUAAGUGACUUGAGAGAGCUUGCUUCUGCUGAGAGUUUGGAUACUUUCACACUCAUUUACACAAAUAUCCUUGAGCAUCACCCUGACUGCCCGCCCGAGGUCGUCGAAAAACUUGUGGGACUGCGAGAAGGCAUACCACGGAAGGAUGCAAAGGAGGUUGUACAAGAGUGUAAGGAGAUAUACGAGCAUUCAAUGGAAAAUGGAAACCCCCCAAAGGCUGGUUUUGUUUUUCCGAGGGUGAAGUGCCUGAAUCAAUCCAAAGGAUCUCUGUGGCGAAAAUUGACUUAGUUCUGUUUCAAAUUUCUAUCCUGGGAUAAAUAGCAGCAUGAGUCAUUGACCUGACGCAAUUUUGGCGGCCCAAAUUUAUGAAACGAAGUAAUAUUCUUUCAUUUAUUUUUUAUUGCCUAUUUUGAGUAUAAUUCUUCCUUUUGCAACAUUCGAUUUUGACAAUUUUGCAUUUCAUUUGAAAAUUUCAAAUAAUGUAGUGUGAACUUGUCUAAGAUAAUAAUACAGCUAACCAAAUUUCACUUCU
Molecule: messenger RNA, 3068 nt
Organism: Camellia sinensis
Lineage: Eukaryota; Viridiplantae; Streptophyta; Magnoliopsida; Ericales; Theaceae
Source: RefSeq, a predicted model, not a curated record